Molecule: messenger RNA, 948 nt
Organism: Aspergillus terreus NIH2624
Lineage: Eukaryota; Fungi; Ascomycota; Eurotiomycetes; Eurotiales; Aspergillaceae
Product: 3'-5'-exodeoxyribonuclease
Exons: 5
Coding region: 1-948 (315 amino acids)
Cellular component (GO): cytosol
Molecular function (GO): 3'-5'-DNA exonuclease activity
Source: RefSeq, a predicted model, not a curated record
AUGACCGGACAAAGUAAACCGUUACGAUAUGUCGAUAUCGGCAUCAACUUGAGUGACCCUGUCUUCAGAGGAAACUAUCAUGGCAAGCAGGUCCACGACGACGACAUGGACGAUAUUGUCGAGCGUGCGCGCGAGGUCGGUUGCCAGAAAUUUAUGGUUACCGGCUCGGACCUCGUAGAGUCCCAGCGUGCCGUGGAGAUCUCCCAGAAGUACCCGGGCUUCUGCUACGCCACGGUUGGCGUCCACCCGUGUCAGGCCAAGCACUUCGACGAGCACCCCGGUGGGCCGUCGAAGCUGCUCGAGGAAAUCAAGACGCUUGCCCUGGAAGGCAAGAAAUCCGGCCACGUUGUUGCGUUUGGCGAGAUUGGACUCGACUACGACCGGUUGUUUCUCAGCGCGAAGGAACCCCAGCUGAAGUACUUCGAGGCCCAGCUGGACCUGGCCGUGGAGAUUCAGCUUCCGCUGUUUCUCCAUUCGCGGGCCGCCAGCGAGGAUUUCGAGAGACUGCUAGCGCCACGACUUGAGAAGCUUCCUAAGCGGGGCCUCGUGCAUAGUUUCACGGGCACUCUGGAAGAGAUGCAUCGGAUGGUUGCCCUGGGGCUGGAUGUGGGGGUGAAUGGCUGCAGCUUGAAAACGGAGGAGAAUUUGGAGGUCGUGAAGGCUAUUCCUCUUGAUCGGCUGCAGAUCGAGACCGAUGGUCCUUGGUGUGAGAUCCGCCCGUCGCACGCGUCGGCGAAAUACCUCGAAGGGGCGCCCCCGUUGCCCAAGGCCGUGAAGAAGGAGAAGUGGCAGAAGGGGUGCAUGAUCAAGGGUCGCAAUGAGCCUGCAGCCAUCGCUCAUGUUGCUCACGUUAUUGCUCAGGUGAAGGGGAUCACGGUGGAGGAGGUUUGUGAGGCGGCCUGGAAUAACUCGAUUCGGAUGUUUGGACUUGGGGAGGAAGCUGCAUAG